CAUUUUAAACCCCUCUCAGCCGUUCGAUCAGUACCAAAUGCUAUGGCCAAAACCGCCGCAACCUCUCGCUUCCUCCUCUUCUUCUUCCUCCUCUUCCUGACGACCGCGCCAAAACCCUCGCACUCUCUCGUCUACUCACAGUACCGAACCUUCGUAUCCCUCGCCCAAUCUCUCACGACACGCGUGGCCAACCUGCGUGCCUCCCGGGGAGACUUUACGGGCUCGCGUCGGGCCAAGGACAUCGCCGAACAGCUCGAGCGCGGUCUGGGGCUGGGGUUAUGGGGGUUCACGUGGUCGGUGGGCUGGGACUACGUUAAGAACUACGCAUGGAGGGAAGUUAGCUAUGACGAUCUGUACGGAGCCAUUACGGACGCGAACGAGCUGCUGAGACGCCUGGGGGAGUUGACCCGGACGGACUCGGGGGCGGAUAGUGCGGAAUGGGUCGGGCGGAAUUACCAAAACGUCCUAGGCAUCUCUAGCUCCCUCUUGAAAAGGCUUCUCAACGUGUUUCGUCAAUCGAGGACGUGGUCGGUGGGCUGGGACUACGUUAAGAACUAUUACGCAUGGAGGGAAGUUAGCUAUGAUGAUCUGUACGGAUCUGUCAAGGACGCGAACGAGCUGCUGAGACGCCUGGGGGAGUUGACCCGGACGGACUCGGGGGCUGAUAGGGCGAAAUGGGUCGGGCGGAAUGACCAAAACAUCCUAGGCAUCUCUGGCUCCCGGUUGAAAAUGCUUCUCAACGUGUUUCGUCAAUCGGGGACGUUGAGGAAAGUGGUGGAGACGGUGGAGAGGGAGAUAGUGGAUGGAGAGUUCCUGAAGGACUGCCUGGAAGUGGGUACCAAUGACUUGGAGGGUUUGCUUCAAAUAUUCUCAGACUUGGCUUUACAAUUCCAUUCCUCAGCCUCCGGUAAUGAUGGGCGAGUUCUAUGACAAACCCACUCCCAUGGUUUUUUAUUUAUUUAUUAAUUUAAUUGCACUUUAAUAGUGAAUAGUAGUUUUCAGUCGAUUAAUAGUGGAUGUAUAGAUCAGUGAAAUGUUAGCAAUCAAUACUAUACAAGGAGGACAGAUGCUUCAGUACAUAAAUUGAGGCGUGAAACGAGUAGAUAGUGUUGAUACCAAUAGAUCAAUGUAGCAAGAAAUCUCAAUAGCAUCUCAGAGCAAUGGAUUAUGCAAAUGCAAAGUCAUAAUUUACAUCA
Messenger RNA from Carya illinoinensis, 1196 nucleotides. RefSeq lists its product as uncharacterized. The record is from RefSeq and is a predicted model, not a curated record. The transcript is spliced from 3 exons. Bases 43 to 930 code for a protein of 295 amino acids. Lineage: Eukaryota; Viridiplantae; Streptophyta; Magnoliopsida; Fagales; Juglandaceae.